CUCCGACCGGAUAUGGAAAUAAACCAUAAUUAAUUUUCACCAUGUUUAAGUAAUUCUUUAUGUUUAUGUUGAUUUUGAUUCUUUAUGAAAUAGACUGAAUUAUCAUUAUCAUUAUCAUAUCAAUAUGUCUCGAGCAUUGUCAUCAUCACAAGUAUUAAUUGGACAAUCAGUUGUACCAGCUACUAUAAUAUUUUCUAUUGAAUCGGGUAAAAUUCUUCAUAUUGAAUUACUGAUCGUAUCAGAAGAUGAUGAAUUAUUAAAAUUAUAUAAUGUAUUACCUAUAGAUUAUCGAAAUGUUAGUCCAUUAGUUAUUAUGCCAGGAUUAGUGGAUGCUCAUGUUCAUCUUAAUGAACCUGGAAGAACUGAAUGGGAAGGGUUUGCGACUGGUACUCAAGCGGCUGCUGCAGGUGGAGUAACUACUGUAAUUGAUAUGCCUCUUAAUGCUAUACCUCCAACGACAACCAUUGCUAAUUUUAAUUUAAAAAUUGAUGCAGCAAAAGAUCAAACUUGGGUUGAUGUAGGAUUUUGGGGAGGUUUAGUUCCAGAUAAUUUAGAUCAUUUGAAUCCAUUAAUAACAAUGGGAGUUAGAGGGUUUAAAGGUUUCAUGAUUGAAAGUGGAGUAGAGGAGUUCCCGGCUAUUGAUCCACCAUAUAUUUUAAAAGCUAUGGAUAAAGUUAAAGAUAAGAAAACAAUUUUAAUGUUCCAUGCUGAAAUGCAACCUCAUGAAAAUCAUAAUCAGAAGUCUAAUGAUAUAAACUUGGGAAUGUCAGCUUCAUUUAUUAACCGAGCUCCUAAGCCAGUAGUUGAAUUAUUAACUUCUGAUACUUAUCAUCAGGAAGAACAUGAGAAUUGUGAAUUACCUCAUAAUCAUGCAGGAUCAAUUGAUCAUUCAGUAUUAACAGAUAAACAAGCUUUAGCAUUGGCUAAAUCACCUCUUUUGGCAGCUGUUGAACCCACAUUUGGGAAGUUUGCCAGAAUAGCUAAUCAUCAUUACAAUAAGGAUUUGGAAGAAGUUUAUGAGCAUGAAUCACCUUUUAUUAAAGCUACGGAAGUAGAAGAGGAUGAUGAUGAUACGAAAUUACUUGCUAAUGUUGAUCCAACAUCUUAUGCCUCUUUUUUAGCUUCAAGACCUGAUAAUUUUGAAACUACAGCUAUUGCUGAAAUAAUCAAUUGUUCAACUAAAUUUCCUACUGUACCAUUACAUAUUGUUCAUUUGGCUACUCAUGAAGCAGUACCAUUGAUUAGAGCCGCUAAAUCUAAGGGAUUACCUAUUACGGCUGAAACAUGUUUCCAUUAUUUAUCUUUAUAUGCUGAAAAGAUUAGUAAUUGUUCUACCCACUUCAAAUGUUGUCCACCAAUCAGAACAGAAGAAAAUAAGAAGUUGUUAUGGAGAGCCUUAAGAAAUGAUAUUAUUACUACUGUUGUAUCAGAUCAUUCACCAUGUACUCCUGAAUUAAAAGGAUUACAAAAGGGUGAUUUCUUUGAAGCUUGGGGAGGUAUAUCAUCGGUUGGGUUUGGAUUACCAAUCUUAUAUACUGAAGGAUUAAAAUUAUCACCACCUAUUACAUUUGGAGAUAUUAACAAGUGGUGUUCUAUAAAUACAGCCAAACAAGUAGGAUUAAGUCAUUGUAAAGGUAAAAUUGAAAUAGGUUAUGAUGCAGAUUUAUUAAUAUUUGAUCCAACUGCUCAAUAUGAAGUUAAAAAUCAUGAAACUUUCUUUAAAAAUAAAUUAACUGCUUAUAAUGGUAUGAAAUUUCAAGGUAGAGUCAUUGAAACUAUUGUAAGAGGUAAUUCAGCUUUUGCAUUUGGUAGAGGUCAUUCCGAUUUACCAAUGGGUAAAUUGAUCUUAGAGCCUAGAAUU
Scheffersomyces amazonensis is the source of this 1861-nucleotide messenger RNA. RefSeq names its product allantoinase (gene DAL1). Gene Ontology annotation, molecular function: allantoinase activity. Gene Ontology annotation, biological process: purine nucleobase catabolic process. The record is from RefSeq and is a predicted model, not a curated record. Lineage: Eukaryota; Fungi; Ascomycota; Pichiomycetes; Serinales; Debaryomycetaceae. The annotation marks the transcript as partial. Gene Ontology annotation, cellular component: cytoplasm. The transcript has 2 exons.